This is a messenger RNA of Mesorhabditis belari, 273 nucleotides long. Lineage: Eukaryota; Metazoa; Nematoda; Chromadorea; Rhabditida; Rhabditidae. The record is from the annotation of a GenBank genome assembly.
AUGCGUUUUCUCUUGCUCGUCACCUGUGUUUUUCAGUUCGAAGCUCGGGCGGACGUGCUCGGCUGGGCUGGUUGGUCACCGUGGACACCGUGCUCGAAAACGUGUGGCGGCGGUGUUUCACAGCAAUUGCGUCGUUGUCUCGACGUGAAAUGCUCGGGUAUUUCCGUUCGAUUUCGGGUUUGCAAUGCUAAAGAAUGUGAUAAGCCUUCUCGAACGGCGAGGGAAACGGUUUGCGGAGGAGAGACGAUUCUAUCGAAACAACAGGUCGCAUUC